AUGAUGGAAAUGACCCCUCUGACCGAUUCCCGAGACAAUGAUCACGACACCCACCCCCCAAUACCACAAUCCGAAGCGAGCAGCAAAAAAGAAAAAGAACCUCUCGCCGUCAGAAAAUCUCGCAGAUCUAUAUGGCUCGAUUCAUGGUUAUUCGAGUGUAUAGCACUGGCAUUCAGCAUUGCCUGUUUUAUCGCUAUAGUUAUCGUUCUGCUCAUAUACGAUGGCAAACGGCAACCCGACAUGGCUAAUGGCCUUACUCUCAACACGAUCAUCUCGGUUCUAGCGACAGGGUGCAAGUCGGCGUUGGUCCUAGUUAUAAGUGAAUCAAUCAGUCAACUGAAAUGGCCAUGGUUUCAAAAUCCUACACAAAGUCAAAAUCAACUGGUCACCAUUCAGAAGUUUGAUGCUGCGAGCAGAGGGCCUCUCGGAUCAUUUAUGAUGAUCAUCCAUCAUCGCGCACAGUCCAUUGUCUCCUUCGGCGCCGCAAUCAUAGUUCUUCUACUGGCAUUCGAUCCGUUCAUGCAACAGCUUCUGACAUACCCAGUCCGACCCAUAAUCAGCCAAGACAGCACCGCCAGUACGCCACAGCGACUUGCACACCUUCCCCUGGAACAAGACUCCACAUCCGCCUCCUCAUCCUCCUGGGACAGUGCUCUUGCACAAGCCCUCUGGACAAAUGGCGACUUUACCGUUAUACCCCAAUGUUCAUCAGGCAAUUGCACAUGGGAUAUAUUUUCGUCCGUGAGCGUAUGCAGCCGAUGUGAAGACGUGACCUCCACCAUUAAAUUCGACUGCGAAUCACCCUUGCCUUCAGUGAACGACGUAAAGAAGGCCUUCAACAUAUCAUGCUAUAUUUACCUACCUGGCGGCAUACCCCCCCAUGUUUAA
Penicillium cosmopolitanum is the source of this 888-nucleotide messenger RNA. Its product is annotated as DUF3176 domain-containing protein. The record is from RefSeq and is a predicted model, not a curated record. The coding region runs from base 1 to 888 and encodes 295 amino acids. The transcript has a single exon. NCBI's taxonomy places the organism in Eukaryota, Fungi, Ascomycota, Eurotiomycetes, Eurotiales, Aspergillaceae.